AUGUGUCAUAACAAUUUACAUUAUAAUAUAACACAUCUUCUCUUAAUAUUGGUAUUGUUCUUACCUACCGUUUUACUAUUUUCAAAAUUUACAAAUCUUCAUUGUGAAGAUCAUGAUUUGAAAUUUUCUCGAUUUGAAAAAUAUAAAUUAAAAGUUUUACGACGCGGUUUAGUGGUCAUGAAUAUUAAUGUCAAUUUGUAUCAGACUCCAGUAACAAAUAUAUCGAUAAAUGUUGGUCUCUAUAAACGAGCCAAUGGCUACCGUCCCUUCUUGUGGAAUAUUUCGCAAGAUGCUUGCCUUUUCUUUGCUCGACAAAAUCGUUUUCCUGUCUUAAAAUUUAUGUUGGGUUUAAUAACAGAACAUUCAAAUAUUAACCACACCUGCCCUUACAAUAUAAAUGUAGGAUUUUAUAAAAGAGCCAAUGGUUAUCGUCCCUUUCUAUGGAAUAUAACUGAAGAUGUUUGUCAGUUUUUUGAUCGUCGUAGUCGUUAUCCUGUUUUGAAAUUUGCUUUUAACUUUUUCUGGAAAUAUUCAAAUCUUAACCAAACAUGUCCGUUUAAUAUAAGUUGUUUAAAUUUAAAACAAGAUAUCAUUGUAAAGGAUUUAAUUUUAGAAGAUAAAUACUUUCAAAUGGCUAGAUUUCCUAUGGGUCAGUAUUUAUUUAAAAUGAAAGUUUUUGCCUAUAAUGAUUUAAAAGCCACCGUAUCGGUGUAUGUUUCUAUAACCGAAUGA
Messenger RNA from Lucilia cuprina (Australian sheep blowfly), 732 nucleotides. RefSeq lists its product as uncharacterized. The record is from RefSeq and is a predicted model, not a curated record. The transcript is spliced from 4 exons. Lineage: Eukaryota; Metazoa; Arthropoda; Insecta; Diptera; Calliphoridae. Bases 1 to 732 code for a protein of 243 amino acids.